Messenger RNA from Aureobasidium namibiae CBS 147.97, 1818 nucleotides. RefSeq lists its product as uncharacterized. Gene Ontology annotation, cellular component: nucleus. The transcript is spliced from 2 exons. The coding region runs from base 1 to 1818 and encodes 605 amino acids. Gene Ontology annotation, biological process: DNA-templated transcription; regulation of DNA-templated transcription. NCBI's taxonomy places the organism in Eukaryota, Fungi, Ascomycota, Dothideomycetes, Dothideales, Saccotheciaceae. The record is from RefSeq and is a predicted model, not a curated record. Gene Ontology annotation, molecular function: zinc ion binding; DNA-binding transcription factor activity, RNA polymerase II-specific; transcription cis-regulatory region binding.
AUGGAUAACAACAACGGAGAACCGCCAUGUCGACGUUGCGUAGAGCGGGGCCUCUCCUGUGUCUUGAACAAAAGUCUGCAAACCUUGAUCAGUGAACGAUCGCAAUGGAAGGACGACAUGCAUCGGGAUAUCGUCAACAUGCACGGAGCUGUCCAGGAUAUCUUGAAGAGACUAUCGAUGCCAGCACUACAGCCACUCAAAGCACCAUCAACAGAUGAUCCCCAAGAAACCUCACCUUACGAAGAUACCGUGGUCGGAAAAGUCGAAGACGUCGGUCCCUCUUGUGACAACUCUCCCAAACUACCACCGCAGACAGAGUCUGUACAAAACGUUCCUAUCGAAUCACUUUAUCAGAUCACACGGUUGCGUUCGCUACGAGCCGAGAACUCUGGAGAUGAGAGCAAGGUCGACGAGGGCUCAGAUGUGGUGUCCAAAGGCAUUGUAUCUCUUGAGGAAGCUGAGCGACUCACGAGACUAUAUCUUGGACGGCUGGAUCACUACGCCUACAGCAUUGCGAACAAGUUCACCGACCUGCAAUCUAUACGACGGCGCUCGGUGGCUCUGACAAACGCAAUCCUGACGGUAGCUGCAUUGCACGAUCCGGACAGCAACCAGCUCUUUGGACCUUGUUUGCGAGAGCUGAAACGAGUACUUUCAGAAUCCAUGUUUGUGCGUCGCACCGAUCGUGAAUAUCUGCGAGCCAUGUGUAUUGGAUCCUACUGGUUGAGUGAUAUCUCCUACACCCUUUGCGGACAUGCGAUUCGACGGGCUAUGGGCAUCAAUCUGAGUUCAAACUAUUACAGAGUGUUGAAUGAUGGUUCGGAAGAUGCUGCGGAUUGUCUUCGUUUAUGGUAUAUGCUCUACAUCUGUGAUCAGCAUCUGAGCAUUCUCUAUGGUCGACCCACGACAAUACGAAUCGACGAUCCUAGUUUACAGGGCUGGGAGCGAUAUCUGGAAGUGCGAGUGGCAGUGGAGCAAGACCGAAGGACUGCAAGUCAGGUUGCCAUCAUGGUAAUCAUGGGCUCAGUCAGAGAGUUCUUCGAACGACACAGCAGAAACACACAAACACUACCACAGAGCCUGACGGAGCAUAUUGCGUCUUUUGACCAUCAGAUCGAUCGAUGGGUAGAAACCUGGUACACACAUCUAAGACGACGCGACGACAUCGGAGACUGGCCCUCCAAAGGCGUCCUCCUGCACUCCAACCUCGCCCGCCUGCACCUCCACUCCCACAUCUUCAGAGGCCUAGCCAAGAUCCCCAUACCCCACUACUUCCGUUCUUCAGCCUCGUCUGCCGUAUCAGCCGCUCGAACAAUCGUCGAAGUGCUGUUGUCAGACACAGACAUGUGCGCAGGUCUAGUGGGCAUGCCACACUAUCUACACACCAUGGUAGCUUUUGCAUGCGGCUUCCUGCUCCAAAUGACCACAAAGCACGAUGGAGAUCUGGUGCAACGCACUCAGGUGCAUGACUUGAUCAAUCGUCUGGUGGCGCAAUUACGUCUGAUGCCAACGGGAAAGUACCAUCUAGUCCGCUUCAUGGCAGAAGGGCUGGAGAAGAUGGUAGAGGCGUCAAUGAGGACGCCCACGCAAGCUGCUGCUCAACUGUUCAACGGCGGCUUCCAGUACAUGAAUGAGCAGCACUAUGGCACUGGCAGCACAGCAACACAGAUGGAUAUGCUGGGUGGAACUGCUGCAGCCCAGCAGAACGAUUUCGGAAGCGGCAAUGAUUCAUUCAUGAUACCAGACUUUGGGCUUCCGAAUUCGUUCUUGCCGUUUGAGGAUCCUGUAUUCAGGACUUCGGACUUUGGUUAUCUUUAG